AUGGCCGCUUCCGCGAACCAGCGGUUGGCUGUCCGGAAUGACGCUCUACAAGGCGCCACACUUGCAUUCCACUCCAGGGAUCCCUCACCCAAUGUGACGGUUAGAUCUUCUGCCACUACUGCAAUGGCAGAUCCUCUAGGUCAUCAGAGGACUGGAUCAGACCCCCCAGAAGCAGGUUCCGUAAAGGAGAAGGUGGGGAGAUUGGCCAGGCCACUUUCGCCUACAUCCAGUACAUCAAGUGUGAGAGGACGACCAUCAGCCGCGGCUCUCUCCUCGGCCUCCCAAAUUGCGGCACGGCUCGCUGCAUCAAGGUCCCCCGGGCGGGACACCAGUGCUCCGUCGACAACUGCCCGAAUUGGCGGUCCAGUACGAAAUGCAAGCCAGGUUCCACCUUCACAGAAGCGACAGCCACCACCAAUCCCAAUUCGCUCAAUCCAAGGAACAAAUGGUCCCUUGGGUCGCCCGAUGCAUGAAAGUGGCUUAAAGUCUGAAUCUGAUCUGCCUACCUACGGGCGCUCUCCAUCCCAAGAAUCUAGCACAAUUCUAGAUUAUCAGGAUAGUCGAGAGCCAAGCCCCCUUCCCUCCUUAGGGUCUCGGACUUCAUUUCUACUGUCAGAUGAGCUAAAACCGAGGCUUCCGCCGCGUGUGCCUCCACCACGAGGGUCUACCAGAAAUCAUGGAAUCGCAAAACCCUCUUCGACGCCAAGCGAGGCAUCUAUAUCGAGCCAGUCACCUGCAAGUACCAACGUAAUAGAUGACUCCAUGGCCAUGAGCGAGGAGGCCCUCUCUAAUGCCAUUAUCGCCUCAUCCCUGGCAUCAACACGAGCAUCCCCAUCUAUCCGGGGGAUUCCCCCGCCGCUUCCUCAGCGACGCGGGGCACGAUCCAUUCUACAUUUACACUCGCACCAGCACACGCCUGAUCUAUCAAGGACACCAAGUCCACCGAAGAGUCUGCCAAUGACACUUCGCGGCAUACCGAAAUCCACCGAAGCCGACCGCCGAAAACACAGAAAUCCCCUGCACAAACACCCCCACAAACACAAGGAGGGGGACCGUAAGCGCUGGCAACGCGAGGUCAGUGAAAAGGAGCGCAAACGUUACGAAGGUGUUUGGGCCUCUAAUAAAGGGCUUCUCAUCAAUACCAAGGGCCCCGGUCCCAAUGAAAAUGGAUCAUGGCCACCUGAUGCCUCGGAUAUGGUUCUCAACCUAGUGGUCCGAGAGAUUUGGUCCCGCAGUCGCCUGCCAGAAACAAUCCUGGAGCAAGUGUGGGACCUUGUCGAUCAUCAGAAUAUUGGGCUCUUGGUGCGUGAGGAAUUCGUAGUAGGAAUGUGGUUGAUAGACCAGAACUUAAAGGGACACAAGAACCCUGUCAGAGUCCGGGACAGUGUUUGGGAUAGUGUACGGUAUGUUGGCAUUAAGCUACCCCUCGCUGAGAGACGUAAGGGCCAUACAACAUAG
This is a messenger RNA of Penicillium griseofulvum, 1458 nucleotides long. RefSeq names its product protein irs4 (gene irs4). The record is from RefSeq and is a predicted model, not a curated record. The coding region runs from base 1 to 1458 and encodes 485 amino acids. The transcript has a single exon. Lineage: Eukaryota; Fungi; Ascomycota; Eurotiomycetes; Eurotiales; Aspergillaceae. Gene Ontology annotation, molecular function: protein binding.